This is a messenger RNA of Rhinichthys klamathensis goyatoka, 2026 nucleotides long. It is a transcript of the gene cebpa, whose product is annotated as CCAAT enhancer binding protein alpha. NCBI's taxonomy places the organism in Eukaryota, Metazoa, Chordata, Actinopteri, Cypriniformes, Leuciscidae. Gene Ontology annotation, biological process: DNA-templated transcription; regulation of transcription by RNA polymerase II; myeloid cell differentiation. The record is from RefSeq and is a predicted model, not a curated record. The coding region runs from base 56 to 922 and encodes 288 amino acids. Gene Ontology annotation, molecular function: DNA-binding transcription factor activity, RNA polymerase II-specific; RNA polymerase II cis-regulatory region sequence-specific DNA binding. The transcript has a single exon.
GAACAAGCUGGAUUCCCGGAGCUCUUCACCAUGUCUGGCAGGUUUUAGAUACCCCAUGGAGCAAGCAAACCUCUACGAGGUCGCCCCACGGCCACUGAUGACCAGCCUUGUACAGAGUCAGCAAAACCCGUAUAUCUACAAAGACACCGCUGGAGACCUGAGCGAGAUCUGCGAGAACGAGAACUCCAUCGACAUCAGCGCCUACAUUGACCCCUCUGCCUUCAACGACGAGUUCCUGGCUGAUUUAUUCCACAACAGCUCCAAGCAAGAAAAGCUCAAACUGGCGAGCGGAGACUACGAGUACCCCCACGGUGCCAAUGGCACACAGGGGGCCCCGCAGAUGUAUGGCUGUCUGAACAGCUACAUGGAUUCCUCCAAACUGGAACCCAUCUACGACAGCCAUGCUCGAAUGAGACCCGUGGCCAUCAAACAAGAGCCCCGGGAGGAAGAUGAGCUCAGCCACUCGAUGCCACCCACAUACCACCACUCUCAGCACCACGCACCGCAUCUAUCCUACCUUCAGCACCAGAUCGCGCACUGCGCGCAAACCACCAUGCACCUCCAGCCGGGCCAUCCCACACCUCCCCCGACGCCCGUACCCAGCCCGCACCACCAACACAGCCACCUGCCGGGGGGCUCCAUGAAGAUGGGUGAUCGAGGGAAAUCCAAGAAACAGAUCGACAAGAGCAGCGUCGAGUAUCGCAUGAGGAGGGAGCGCAACAACGUAGCCGUGCGCAAGAGCCGGGACAAGGCGAAAAUGCGCAAUGUGGAGACGCAACAGAAAGUGAUCGAGUUGUCGACGGAUAACGAAAGACUGCGCAAGAGGGUGGAACACCUUACGCGAGAACUGGAGACGUUACGGGGCAUCUUCAGGCAGCUCCCAGACGGCUCGUUUGUCAAAGCCAUGGGUAACUGCGCCUAACGGAGCGGGCUGAACUUUUGAAGUAACUUUUGCGUGAUUUUUACGUCUGCUGGAUAAACGCUGACACAUUCUGAAAGUGUUUCUAUAGGAGCCAGGCAGCUGCGGUAUACAUGUGCCUUUUGUACAAAAAAGUGACAAAAACAAACAAACGAUAAGCUCAUCUCUUCAUACAUUUGGACUAGCUUGUUGUAGUAGGUGUAGUCUUUUUAGAAUGUGUUAGCUACGCGAAAUAUAUCAGUGCAGCUAAUGGGCAUGAUUUCACCCUGUCAAUCUACUUUUAUGUUAAGUUACCAGCUUUCCUACUUCCCCCUUGCCCCCUUGGGUUACAUACAAACCUAAAGCGACAAAAAAACUUUCCUGCCAUAGCAGGCUGUUUUUCCACCACCUGCUGCUGCACAACAUUCACUGUAUGAUAUUGUUGAUUUAAUACUUUUUUGCAGGGGGUGUGUUUGUUUCAUGGACGGCAAUAGACAAAAUGCCAAGCAUAGGACUGGAACUCAUUGGUUUUUACUGUGGUAGACUAUCUGUCAUUCAUAACGCAGACUGUAUGCACUAUAUGUCGUCCAAACGCGACCUUUUGAAGCGCAUUGUGAACAUUGUUCCAUGAUUCGGGUACUGAUCUGUAAAACGUCUGUCAGUAUACGCUUUUAGAGUAAACGCUUUGUAUUUAUGCAAUAUGAUUGAUAAAAAUGUGAAAGGGUGCAUAUCUCUAUGCAAUGUCUGUUGCUGUCAUGAGAAUAAUUCCGGUGGACGAUCACCGUGUGCUUUCUCACUGGUUUUGCAGUGAAGUCCUGUCUUGCUCUGUAAGUGUGUGCAUUUCAUGUGAACUUUUUCUUUCUUUUUUGUACAUCAACACUCGAGCAGAGACCUGUUUCAGUGCCUUUUGAGUUUUGCUGUCUUUAUCGUCAUCACUGACUGAACUUGGACAGAAAUACACAGCAAGGAAAAGGAAGCACUUUUUCUUUUUAUUUCUUUUUUUUUUUACAAACGGCAUAUUGCAAAUGUUAUACGAAUGUUUAAUAUGUUUCAGUUUUAAAAUGAACAUUAUAUAUAAAUAUAUAUAUAUAUAUGCUAAAAUGAUUAAUUAAAACAUUGUCUUACAUA